AUGAGCUCGCCGUUCUUCCUGUUUCGCAAAGGGCUCCUAAGCAAACCCAUUGCCCGCUGGUGUCUCUCCCAAAUUCCAGCUACUCCGCAAGCCGGUAUGUGCUGCCUCCUCUUUGGUAUCUGCGAAUCGAAGCGACCAAGGACUGAUUUCCAUGUCGUCUGUCUCCGGGGAGUUUAUUGGCCACUGGACACACACGUCCGUGAGGAGCAUGUGUGGGUCGGUGCCUCAUUUCUCAAAACAAAGAAGCGUACCCGACCAUGCUGCGGCGCGGAGACCUCUCCAGAAUCACCGGCCCCGGGGCUGUCGACUGAAAGCAGCGCUCAACUAUCCGAUCUGUGGAUCCGGAUUUGUUUCCCAAAGACCGACCGAAAGCAUGACAAUGGUGCGCUGCGGAGCUCUCUAAGACCACCAGGUCGAGAGCAAAAGGGACGACUUUGGCACGAGAUCGUUCUGGUUUUCGCUUCUAAACCCUAA
Paraphaeosphaeria sporulosa is the source of this 474-nucleotide messenger RNA. RefSeq lists its product as uncharacterized. The record is from RefSeq and is a predicted model, not a curated record. Lineage: Eukaryota; Fungi; Ascomycota; Dothideomycetes; Pleosporales; Didymosphaeriaceae. Bases 1 to 474 code for a protein of 157 amino acids. The transcript has 4 exons.